GUAGGACCAUCGGACGAGAAGAAAGAGGAGGAAAUUCCAACUCUGAAUUCUCCAUUCAGACUCAUACGCCAGAGCUUGGGAGAUCUUACAAUGAAAUGGCGAAAGGUUUUAAAAGAGGCAUACACAUUGGAGACACUGCAAACUGUUUGCCGAUUCAUUCGGUGCCAUCCUCCAGUUCUCUGUUUAUUGCUUUGCCUAUUAAUAUUGUACAAGUACUACUUCAGCUGGCUCUCUCUCCUUGUGGCUGCAUCACCAAUCUUCGUAUUCACUGGUUUAUUCCUUGGGGUCAUCCUAACUUACGGUGAACCGAACAAUCCGGAAAAUGAUCAUAUCUACAAAAAGAUAGAGAAGGCUCCUGAAACUUGGAAUAUUCACAACACUGCUAAACCAAUUGAGGAUGUAUGUAUUCCAAGAAUUAUAUCUAGCGAAGAAAGAAUAGCUAACCACAACAACAAUGAAAAUAAAUUUCGGAAGGGAUCUCAUAGCCGAGGCUCUUCAUCCAAAUCAGCAUCAAGUGCAUCAGAUGGCUCAGAAAUCGAUACCCAUCCCAUGCUUCACGCAUUUCAUGAGCUUAGGUCGGCCGCCAAUUCAUCGGUGUCUUCUCAAGAUGGGGAUUCCAUUGACAGCAACAUUGAGGAUGAAACCGGAAAUCAAGAGGGCAAUGAUGAAAAUGAACUUGAGGAGAAAGGAAGUGCUAAAGUUGUGGCAUGGACUGCUGACGAUCAGAAGAGCAUCUUGAAAAUUGGAUGUUUGGAGAUUGAGAGAAACCAAAGGUUGGAGACCUUGAUUGGACGCAGGGCUAGAAAAUAUGUAGGUAGGAACUUGAGAGAGUUUGGCAACAAUGAGCCUCUCCCAACAAAGGAGGAGCUCUCAAAAUUUAAUCUUCAAAUUCCAACUAUUUUUGCACCUAGGAUAAAUCCUUUCGAUCUUCCCUACAACGAAGAUAACUUCCCAGAGUCUGCCCCAUCUGCACCAACUAAAAUGAGAAAUGCAUUUGACAUUACAUGCGAGCAAGAGGAUGAAAGUAGCUCCACUGGAGGUGCUAACUCAAGUAAUGUGGAGCCUACUUGUGUUGCGUCUCAAAUAAGAAAGAUUACAAUGCUUAGGAGCCAUGAGAGCUUCACAGAAGGAGCAUCAUUUCUCGCUAAUUUCCGGCAAAAUCUACAACCUUCUCGGUUCAAACCAUACUUUGUUACAGAAAACAUGUCCGACGAGGGGACUACAGUUCCAAGUCUUCAAGGAGAAGCUAGUGAAAAGAGCUCGGUUCAGGAUUUGGACAAUUUUUCAGUUAACGAUCAAGAAAUCCAAAAUGUUCUAUUGGCUCUCGACACCGAGACACCCGUACUAAUUAGUGAUUCAUCAGAUGAUGACAUGUAUCUACCAGGUGAACAUAUAAAUGAUUGGGUGGAAGCUCAAAACAAUGAAAAUUUAAAUUUAUGUCAUGCUGCUCCAUUAGAAGGACUUAGUGUAGUGCAAUACCCACAAGAAAUGGAGACGAUGAGCAAUGCUUUACAUCAGAUGUCUCCACAUUCAUGUGAUCUUGACUUGAUGCCAUCAUCAACUGAAGCUACAGAACCUUUUGCACGUAAUAGCAAUGAAGUACCAGGCAAGGAAGUUGAUACCCUUGAUGACACCCAGAUGGGUGACCCAGUUGACGAUACAAGUCCAUCUGGAAGCGAUAAGCCUACAUCUAUGAGUUCUCCAAUUGGUGUACUUUUGUUGCAUGAAGGCUAUCCUCAUACUGCUGCUACGAGCAAGGAAGAAAUGGGUUUACCAUCAAUGAGUGAGGUUCCUUCUAGUGAGAUAGCCUCCCCUAGUUUGGCUUCAUUGGAGGAAAGCAGACAAAACAAAACUUCAGAGAUAAGGGACUCAUGACAUUGUUUACCAUGAUGGAGUUUGCGCAUAUUCUUUCAGCCAUACCAAUUAGCUAGGCAACAUUAGAUAUUAGUUUUUGUACAAUUAUCAGCACAUAACAUAGUGGUAAAUUUUAUGACUAUAGCCUAUAUUACUAUCACUUAAGUUAUAAGUUAUGAAUCUAUCCAUUUUUUUCUUAGUAGUAAUGUUGACCCUUGGGAUCUUUGAAAGCUGC
This is a messenger RNA of Triticum dicoccoides, 2089 nucleotides long. RefSeq lists its product as uncharacterized. The record is from RefSeq and is a predicted model, not a curated record. The coding region runs from base 91 to 1875 and encodes 594 amino acids. NCBI's taxonomy places the organism in Eukaryota, Viridiplantae, Streptophyta, Magnoliopsida, Poales, Poaceae. The transcript has 4 exons.